Schizosaccharomyces octosporus yFS286 is the source of this 1035-nucleotide messenger RNA. RefSeq names its product 20S proteasome component alpha 4 Pre6. The coding region runs from base 66 to 839 and encodes 257 amino acids. Gene Ontology annotation, cellular component: nucleus; proteasome core complex, alpha-subunit complex; proteasome core complex. Gene Ontology annotation, biological process: ubiquitin-dependent protein catabolic process. The transcript has 3 exons. The record is from RefSeq and is a predicted model, not a curated record. NCBI's taxonomy places the organism in Eukaryota, Fungi, Ascomycota, Schizosaccharomycetes, Schizosaccharomycetales, Schizosaccharomycetaceae.
CAAACACUCGGCCAAAAGGUGUACGAGACCAGGCUUAACAACUUGAAUAUUACCAACUACGAACAAUGUCAGGAUAUGAUCGUGCGUUAUCAGUUUUUUCGCCAGAUGGCCGCUUGCUUCAAGUAGAAUACGGUCAAGAAGCUGUUCGUCGUGGUACUACUGCGGUUGCUCUUCGCGGAAAAGAGUGUAUUGUUAUCGGUGUAGAGAAGAAAAACGUUCCCAAGUUACAAAAUCCUGGAAGUUUCCAAAAGAUUGCAUUAAUCGACAACCAUGUCUGCUUGGCUUUUGCUGGUCUAAACGCGGACGCUCGAAUUUUAAUUGAUAAAGCUCGUGUAGAAGCUCAAUCACACAAGUUGAACUUGGCAGAUCCGGUUUCCUUAGAGUCUAUAACCCGUUAUGUAGCUGGUGUUCAGCAAAAAUAUACACAAGCAGGUGGUGUCCGUCCGUUUGGUGUAUCGACACUUAUUGCCGGCUUUGAUGUGAAUAGCAACAUUCCUAGAAUUUAUCAGACGGAGCCGGCAGGUGUUUAUAAUGCAUGGAAAGCCUCCGCCAUCGGUCGCUCCAGCAAGGGUGCUCGUGAAUUUUUGGAAAAGAACUGGAAGGAAGACUUGUCCCGUGAUGAAUCUAUUCGACUUACAAUUAACAGCCUUUUGGAAGUUGUUCAGACUUCUGCUGGUAACGUUGAGCUUGCCAUUAUGGACCCUGGUAAAGACGUCGAAUUCCUUCCCUCUGAACAAAUUGAUUCCAUCGUCAAGGUGCUUCAACAAGAGAAAGAAGCUGAAGCUGCUCGUAAAAAAAAUGGUCGCACCGCUGCUUCUUCAACCACUACUCAAGCAUAAUUAGUUUUUCUUUCGUUCUGCAGCUCUGUUGAAAGACUUUCCUUUCUUGUAUUUUUUUUACGAUGCUCGUCUCCUAACGCCUACAAAACCUUUGUCUCAUAUAACCUUUCUUAUAACAGAUCUUAUGUAUUAGAGUUUUCAACGAUACUUUUGCGAUUGAUGUGGUUCUUAAAUAUGAUUCCCAUUACUGCCAUCA